Kazachstania africana CBS 2517 is the source of this 972-nucleotide messenger RNA. RefSeq names its product Dam1p (gene DAM1). The transcript has a single exon. NCBI's taxonomy places the organism in Eukaryota, Fungi, Ascomycota, Saccharomycetes, Saccharomycetales, Saccharomycetaceae. Gene Ontology annotation, cellular component: mitotic spindle; mitotic spindle pole body; mitotic spindle polar microtubule. Bases 1 to 972 code for a protein of 323 amino acids. Gene Ontology annotation, biological process: mitotic sister chromatid biorientation. The record is from RefSeq and is a predicted model, not a curated record.
AUGGACGAAGAGAAGUCUAGAACAGGUACAGAAUAUAGAUUAUCCGUAAGUAGCAAUCCUGGGUCGAGGAGGUCUUCUUUUGGUAGCAAUAAUGAUGGAACAAGUUAUAAUGACGAUAUGACAGCUGCUGUGAAUGAAACUGAACAAAACGUACUACAAGAAUAUUUGGUGCCACAGAUAAGAGAACUUAGUGAUUCAAUGAUUACAUUAGAUGACAAUUUCAUAAGGUUGAAUGAGAUACAUAACAGUUUAGUAAAUUUAAACGAAUCGUUUGGAUCAUUGAUAUACGGGAUGAUGUGUAUCUCUGCGUGUAUAGAUUUCCCUGGUAUACCUUAUAAUGUAGAGAAAGAGCUAAGAUCAAUGAAGAGACUGCAAGCAUUGAAAAUUGAACGAGAAUCACUUACGAAGGAAUUAGAAGAGUUGAAAAAACCUAACAAGCAAGCCGUGAAUGAUAGCAAAUUCGUAGUUCCACACUUUCCCCCAACUCAAUUGAAUAAAAGGCUUGAAAAGAACGGUCCAAGAAGUGUUUCUGAAAACAGAAACAGACAUUUUGCCCAACCAAAAUCUAAUAAAGAUCAAACGGGCGGUGACGAUGACGAUACUAACAGUGAAGCCUCAUUCGUCAUGAAUCCACUUGUGAAACCUCCACCAAAUUACAGAGAUAGUAAUCAUGAGAUAAGAAAUGAGGACAAACGCGAUAAUACAAGCAGGCUAAGAAGAAAAUCUAUACUACACACAAUACGGAACAGCCUUUCUGCCGAACAUACCAGCUCAACAAAUAUAUUUUCUACAGAAGAGAGAAGAGAGAAGCCAACUUCAAGUGCCACCAGAAUUCCAUCUCCUAAAAAGAGAAAGAAUCCAUUAUUUCAGGCCAAUUCUCGAAAUAUUGCUUCUGCAAAUAUGAAUAGAGUAAAUAAGAGAAAAACUGAACGAAAGCCUGUGCCCAUGGAUAAGAGACCCCCAUUCAGGUGA